GCCAGUCUGCUGAUGCCCUUUUGAUUGUAUAAUAGCUCUUCUCUCAUGGGCACAAACUGCCCUCCUUACAGAACAAACAGUCCACAAUAACUCUCACUUUGAGCUAGAUUCCCAGCCUUGUUUUCUUGUCAGUCUUUCUAUCACUCUGUGUUUUAUUAGCUGAAGGUGAACAUGCUCAAAACUCUGUUCGGGCACGCAAAGAGGCAUCCGGGGCUCAUACCUCAGUUUAUCUUCAUGUUUCUGGGCAUGAGUGGAGCGUCUCUCUACCUGAUCCGACUCGCUCUUGGGCCUCAUGUCAGCUGGGACAGGAAGAAUAACCCUGAACCGUGGAACAAACUCGGCCCGACCCAUCAGUACAAGUUGGUGGCCAUCACAACAGACUACAAGCGUUUGACAAAACAAGGGCCUGACUUUUAAAAGACCUCGAUGGAACUACAGGGCCCCACACACACACACACUCACAUACACAAACACACACACACAAAAACAAACACACACACACACACACACACACAAACACACACACACACAAAAACAAAUACACACACACAUACACACAAACAAACACACACACACACUCACAUACACAAACACACACACACAAAA
Myxocyprinus asiaticus (Chinese sucker) is the source of this 606-nucleotide messenger RNA. Its product is annotated as cytochrome c oxidase subunit NDUFA4-like. The coding region runs from base 172 to 417 and encodes 81 amino acids. The record is from RefSeq and is a predicted model, not a curated record. NCBI's taxonomy places the organism in Eukaryota, Metazoa, Chordata, Actinopteri, Cypriniformes, Catostomidae. The transcript has 4 exons.